Punica granatum (pomegranate) is the source of this 1736-nucleotide messenger RNA. The record is from RefSeq and is a predicted model, not a curated record. Lineage: Eukaryota; Viridiplantae; Streptophyta; Magnoliopsida; Myrtales; Lythraceae.
AGGGAGGAGAUAGCGUAAUCACGUACUUUUUUAUUGUAAUGAUCAAGUGGUUCGAAUUUUAUAUUCAAUGUGAUUAUCUGUAUAAUUUAUUAGAUAUUUAUUAUUUUUAUUUUAAUGUUCCACGAUGAAAAAAAAUAAUAAUAAUAAAAUUGCCCUUCCCCGCCAUGAAACCCUAAUUGGCCUCCCUCCAUCCUCACUGCCGUUCUCCCCAUCCCUCCUUCAAUGGACCUGGACAACUUCCAAGACGAGGAGACCCCCUCCUCGAUGGUGAUUCCCAAGUUGCUCCACCCCUACCCCUCAAUCCGCCUCGAAAUCCGCCUCUUCUACAUCAGGCUCGCCCCCUGCCCGGCCAUCGAUACCCUCCCCCGCCACCUCACCCUCCGCUGCCUCCACCGCCACCUCGGCAUCUCCCUCGAGAUCAACGGCAUCCGGUUCCCCGACCUGAAUCCCGCCACCCUUACCCUCAAGCGGGACAGGGUCGACAGAGACGCGCGCGAGGUCACCUACCUCAGUACUGACAGCGUCAGGAUCAGUGGCAGCGUUGAAUUCCAAGUGCUGGACAACGAGGAUGUGAUCCUCUGUGGUUCGCUUGAGCGGAUGGACGAUAAUUGGACCGACGGGGAUCCUGGUUUCGAGAAGAUUUCCAGGACAGGCUGGUCUAUGGACUGUUAUGCGGCAAACUCAAUCAGCUCCGGCAGGAAUUCUGGGGUUUCGGCCCCUUCCAUCGAGGUUUAUAUUGCAGGGUGUUGCUCGGGGUCACCGGUUAUAUUGACUAAGACGGUAGAGGUUAGCCCGAGGAGGAAAAGCUCCAGGCAGGGAAUGCUGGAUUCAAUACCGGAGGACGAGGAAGUCGGGAAGGAGGAGCGAACGGGAAAUGGCUUCCUUUGCCACACCAAUUCACAGGUACCAGGUUCAGAUGAAGAUGACUAUGAAUCAGACAUGAAAUACAGGCACAGUUUCUAUUCCCAAGACAUGUACGCUGGUGAGGAUGGUGAAAUAUCAUGGUUUAAUGCCGGUGUAAGGGUUGGGGUCGGGAUCAGCCUCGGUGUGUGUGUCGGUGUCGGGCUCGGUGUCGGGCUUCUCAUGCGGUCGUACCAGGCGACUACAAGGAAUUUCAGGCGAAGGUUCUUCUGAAGCCAAAAAUCUUCUUGCUUGGUGGGAGGUUUUUCGAGCCUGUUCAAUUGAGAUAAGAAGGCGCGUUUGAGACAGGGCAUGAAGCAGAGGACGGUUUGAAGUUUUGUUCGCUGGAGCUUUGUGCUAUAUGUAAGUUACUAUCAUAAUAUAGCUCAGAGGCUGUGUGGAAGUUGUACAGCGAUCUCUGUGUCAUCACAGUUUCACUCAUUACAUUCCAUGCAAAAUAUGGAGAGUCGAUACGCUGUUCACCAAAGGAUUUGUUGUGGUGCUGUAUAGAUAAGGUCUGGGUGGUUUGAGUCCCCUAUAGUCUGAGAAAGAAGGCAAAAGAUUGCGUGACGGGCCUUGAGGAGGAAAGGAACGGAGGAUGGUUGGAUUGUUCAUCUGUACUCGCUGUUAACUCAGCUCUUUUGUUUACUUUGUUUACAGUUGCAGCAAUGUUCUUUGUGUAUAGUGCAAAUGAAGAUCAUGUUCUGAUCUCAGUUUUGAGGGUACAUAGGGCGGGCAGGUAUGGCCUCUUCAAAAAAGAGUCUCUGUGUAUUUAUUUAGAUUUAGUUGCUGGAUCAAUUGAAUGAAUGAAUGGAUUCAUGCUAUGCUUGACAGAA